Molecule: messenger RNA, 429 nt
Organism: Parathielavia appendiculata
Lineage: Eukaryota; Fungi; Ascomycota; Sordariomycetes; Sordariales; Chaetomiaceae
Exons: 2
Coding region: 1-429 (142 amino acids)
Source: RefSeq, a predicted model, not a curated record
AUGUCUGUUUUCAUCCGGUACCACGGCAAAAAAAAUCCCGAGCGUACCAAGACGGAUCUUGGCGCAGAAGACCCGUGCCUGGACAAGAACGAUCAGAAUCUCGUCAACCGUCUCAAGAAAAGCAAGAGAGAUGGCCGCAUCCUCGACGACAUUCUGAAGCACACCGCCUCGACGCCGGACAUGCUGACGCUGUCGAAGCAGCACCAGUCCGUUGUCAAGGAGAAGAGUGGCGGAAGGGCAAUUGAGACCCUGCUGCUGGACUUGGUUCAAGGGGCCCAGAAGCUAGUGAACCAAGCGGGCGAUAGGAUACCGACAAAUGCCAGGGAGGCGCUGGACAAGGCCGUCAAGGAGCUGUCCAAGCUCGCGUUACCAGCCACGCCAGCGGGUGGCCACGACUCCAGUACAGUUACCAUGGAGUUGGCGACAUGA